AUGGCGGUGUUGUUUCUGAUCCCGUUCAGUGAACAUGCAUUGUUGCUGUUGUUGUCUCUGCUGCUGCUCGUUCCAUUGUCUUCUUCCUCCAGUUUUCGGCCACAAAAUCCAUUCUCGGCCAUACGGUUGUCUUCCGAAGCCAAUCCGUGCGCCCGUUCGAAGCUGCCUGAUUCGUGUCCCGUUAACUGCUUCAUGGCGGACCCUGUUUGCGGAGACGACGGAAUUACCUACUGGUGUGGGUGUGCCGAUGCUUAUUGCGCGGGGGCUAAAGUUGCGAAGAUAGGAUUUUGUGAGGUAGGUAGCAAUGGUGGAAGUGGUGGAAAGGUGUCAUUCCCCGGUCAAGCACUGCUUUUGGUGCAUAUAGUUUGGCUCAUUCUUCUGGGAUUCGCUGUUUUCUUAGGCCUCAUAUGA
This is a messenger RNA of Hibiscus syriacus, 411 nucleotides long. RefSeq lists its product as uncharacterized. Lineage: Eukaryota; Viridiplantae; Streptophyta; Magnoliopsida; Malvales; Malvaceae. Bases 1 to 411 code for a protein of 136 amino acids. The transcript has a single exon. The record is from RefSeq and is a predicted model, not a curated record.